Kwoniella mangroviensis CBS 8507 is the source of this 4227-nucleotide messenger RNA. RefSeq lists its product as uncharacterized. The transcript is spliced from 7 exons. The record is from RefSeq and is a predicted model, not a curated record. Bases 1 to 4227 code for a protein of 1408 amino acids. NCBI's taxonomy places the organism in Eukaryota, Fungi, Basidiomycota, Tremellomycetes, Tremellales, Cryptococcaceae.
AUGUCUUCGCCAUUCCGCAUGACUCCCUUGCGCAAUCGUUCUCAGACCCAAUCCCAUAUACCUUAUAAGCCAUUAUCGGGAUUUGAGACCAGCACUAAUCUCUCCACCGGGUGGAGAGGAGGCGAGAUUCAGCGUAAAUGCUUUCUGCUCGUUGACUAUGGGAAGGACUUCCUCAUGGAUAAUAGACUUAGAACGGAGUGUGGUGAGGAUGCAACAGGUGGUAGCCUACUGGUAAUUCUUCAGCCUACUGUACAUCAACAGCUCAUUCACUUGAUAUCCCAACUCCAGCUCCCCUCUCCACUGGGAUUAUCUCUUCAUCUGACGGUACCCGGAACUACCCAUAAACCGAGACUUACCGAUGCGAUCUGGCCUACCUUCUUCUCAACUUUCCUCAUUCCUUCUCAGAGUCAUCCUCAUGAAUCGAUUGGCAGUCUUCCAAUCGUGGGUAAUGUCUCCCUGAGAGUGGAUAAGAGAGCAGCAAGAUGGUAUGAGGUAUGGAAGAAGGACCCUCAAGAUGGGAUGAUAGGGAAGUGGGUCAACAUUAACGGCCAUACUAGGAAUCCAGCCGGUGUAGACGCUGUCCGUCACAGUAAGGGCGAAUCGAGCCAGUUUACCGAUUCACCAUACGAUCUAUCAGUGUAUUCGAUCAAUAUCCCUGCGAACGAAGACCAUGAUCCUGAGUCCAGCUCAAAGAGAGACGUGAUCAUACUAUCUACUUCACCCAGACAUGAAUCACCCUCUUCUCAUCACCUCAAUAGUCCUCAACCCGAAGGACUCAAGACAAUCACUCUCCCACCCUUGUCAGCUUUCUCUUCUCCCGCCUCUCAACAUCCUGCACCUGAGAUUUCCUCGCGAUCCUCUACCCCGCUAUCCUUCCAUUCUAUCCCUUAUUCUCCCAUCCACUCCAUGCCCGAUCCAGAAGCUUUGGCCACUCAGCCAUUCCUCAAAGAGCUCUAUCAGCGAAUUAACAUCACUCAAAGAGCCAGGUCGAACUCUGAUCUAGCCAAACGAAGGGGUAAAGAGGGUUUGACGAUUCAUACGAAGAAGGACAUCCGACCGCCAUGGGCUGAUCUCGGCUCUGCGAUGUGGUCUGUAGGUACCAGUUGGGGUCCACCGACGACACCCGAAGGAUGGGAUCUAUCUCCUUCUCAGCGACAACGACAACGACUUCAAGCUAAAGUUGAAGUUGAAGAGAAAUCCAGUUCUAUCUCACCUUCGAAGAUCGAUUUUACUGCUUCUCCACGAAAGGCACCUCCCAUUCCUGACGGUCCAUUGGAUUCACAGAAUACUGCGGGGAGCGGUUCUCAAGAUGAUCAUGGUACUUGGACUUUCUUACCUAAAGGACCAGUCACGCCUACACCUUGGAAGUUCGGGUUCCCAUUCCAUCAAGUAGGAGCUUUACCUUCCGACAUCAAUAUCGAGAUAUAUAAGCCUCCUGUUGAAAGCCCACAUAAUCGAGGAAUCAAGUUUCACCAAGAAAUUGAAUUUUUCGAAUCUCAAUCUCAAGUCAUUCAUGAUCAACUAGAACAUCUUCAAGUCUCUCCACUUCCACUGUACCCAAAUUCACUACAUACCUCUGCAUUCGAGCUUGACUCUCCUUUCGAGAUUGAGAUUGAAGAGGGAAUCGAAUUCGAGGAAACUUCUCCUUCACGUUCUUCCAAAUUGGGAGAAUUGCCUAUGGAAGAGAUAAAUCUGUCAGCAUCGUCCCCUGAUGCAAACCCAACAUCAUAUGAAGAGCUCCUCGCACCUUUGGCAAGAUGUCCUCGACCAUCCGAUCAGAUCUACUCUCAAGUAGAUAUCUCAUUCCUUCAGCCUUAUACCGAACGACAUGUGGUUCAUCCUAUCUCACCGUUCGAUCUGGAUAUCCCCGUAUCCCCAUUUGACGAGGAUGAGGAUGAAGACGAAGGAAGGAUGGACUUUUCGAUGCCCGGGCUGAGAAGACCAUCUGUAUUGGGAUUUGAGGGUACGCAACUGGGCAUCAUUGAAGAAAUGUCAAAUUCGGAUGCCUCGUCGCCUGCAUCUCUCAAAAUGGAUUCGUCUAGAUAUUUUGAAGAAGCAUCGGAAGAUCACAUAUCGAUCCCGGUCAUAUCAGUUAAAGACGAUUCUACCCAUGCUCAUUUGGACGAUGGAAGGUCGAUUGCUAUUUGUGAAGAAUCAGCUUCUAUUCGACCACUUGAACUGGAAGAGAUGCCCAUCGAUAUUGAAAGGACGAGCACGAGUCGAGUGAUACCCCGCCUACCGACCCCUCAUGCACGACUCAGCGAAUAUUUCCUAGAAAACGAUCAGCAACUUGGAUUCUCCUCUGUUGGAUCUUAUCACGAGCCUUUAGAUCUCUCUUGUUCUCCCGUACCAUUCCAAAAUUGUAUCGAGGAAGACAUACCAUCUCCUACGUUAUUCACUACAAAUCACCUGUUCCAGUACCCCGAUAAGGCCCAACACCCCGCCGACAAUGGAGAUGAUAAUCCUCGAUCUCGAACAAGUUUUAUGAGUGGUAUCAAACCGAUUUUCAGAUCCAAAUCGCAGAAAGACCGAUCUCGAUCACGUUCGUCCUCAGUAGGUGAAAGAGCACUCUCUUUCACAAAUUAUCACGAACAAACCAAUCAAAGUGUCACUUCAUUGAUCAGUUCCCAUACUGCAGCCACUGGAAGAGAACCAAAGAGACCAUUGAAGAAGUUGAGUCAGAGGCUGUCGGGUUUUGGAAGUUGCCCGGAAGGAGGGGGGCAGGAAAUUCCUCCUUUAGCGGUAGCGGUACAGGAUCAGGAGGGGAAUAUGAUGACUUCGAGAUUGUACGAUGAUGCUCAGGUAGAAUGUCAUUGUCAUUAUCCUAAUUUGGUGAUUUAUCCACCAUUGGAACAGCCACAAUGGCCCUUUCGCAUUUCAGUCCCAAUACCGGUUUAUCAGCACACCUACCCCGAUUUAGUGAUAUACGUACCGAUCAUUCAGAAGUCUGCCAAAAAAGGUAUGAGCUCUGAUGGGUCAACGGACAAUGGAUUAUCUCGAAUUCCAAUCGGUUUGGUGGGAUAUCUAUACCCUAAUAUCGUGUUAUAUCCUUCUUCAAACCUUUCUUCCUCUACUGUACGAUCUGAGUCUCUCGUUUUGCCAGAAAAACUUCUAGUCAAACCGAUCACACUCGCACGAUAUGAUUAUCCAAAUAUCGUUGUAUACCCUCAAUCCACUCUUAUCUCAAAUCACAAAGUCCGAUCUAUUGCACUCGAGUCUCGACCAAAAUCGACAUUCGAACCAAUAGUACUCGUACUAUAUCGUUAUCCUAACAUCGUCGUAUACCCUCCAUCUCGGAAGAUCCAACCGAUUCCACUCGAAGUAUCACACAGAUUGACAGUCGAAUCAAUCGCACUCGAACGAUAUCUCUGCCCGAACGUCCUCAUAUACCCGCCAAUCACAUCCAACAAUCCCUCUCGUUCUUCACUGAAUCCGAUUCAGGUGGUAAAAACGAUCCCUAUCCUCCUUUACCGGAGUAUCUACCCAGAAUUAAAGAUAUAUCCAACAGUCGUUCCCAUUCCCAUUCGGCUUGUUCAGUAUAGGUAUCCGAGCAUUGUGAUCUACCCAUGUUGUAACAAAGGGAUAACCAAGAUCAAGACUGAAUCGAAAAUUUUACUCGGCGCUAGAAGGAGAUAUUCAAUUCUGAAAGCUUCUUUAGUUUCAGAUCGUACACCGGUUGAUCAACGGAUCUCAUCAAUCAAGAAAUUCACUCAUCAAAGAGGAAUUUCAAGUCUCAGUUCGAUCUCUUCUAGCUCUAUCGUUACUCCUGUAUCGGAGUCACCCCCUUUCUCUCUUGACGACUUGACUAUACAACUCCCGAAGAGAACGACUCCAUCAUCCACACCACUUACCAUGGAGACAUCUUCGAAAGCUAUUGUACCAGACUAUUUCGCAAAUAUCGAGUCUUCCGCAUCUCACCAAAGUGAAGAAGCCGCAAUCAAGUUGAGCACCCAAGACACCAGUAGCCACGUUGAAUCAGAUUCUAGGAUGAAGAAGAGAAGUAGUACAUUGAUAUCUGAGAGGAUGAAAGCGUUUUCUUCUCCACAAGCAGCAAAUUGCACUCCAUUUUCACCUCCUCCCGCUGCCCGCAAAUCCCGAAAUAAUACCUACGAUAACUUGGAUCAAAGUCCUCCAACAGAUUCACCAUUCUCGCCCGGGCUGGGAAAAGAGCUUGGAGGGAAGAAAGUGGGUAGAUUAUCACGAGAUCUGAUUAAGAACUGGAUAUAG